This is a messenger RNA of Vicia villosa (hairy vetch), 1449 nucleotides long. Its product is annotated as pyrophosphate-energized vacuolar membrane proton pump 1-like. Gene Ontology annotation, cellular component: membrane. Bases 1 to 1449 code for a protein of 482 amino acids. The record is from RefSeq and is a predicted model, not a curated record. NCBI's taxonomy places the organism in Eukaryota, Viridiplantae, Streptophyta, Magnoliopsida, Fabales, Fabaceae. Gene Ontology annotation, biological process: proton transmembrane transport. The transcript is spliced from 8 exons. Gene Ontology annotation, molecular function: inorganic diphosphate phosphatase activity; diphosphate hydrolysis-driven proton transmembrane transporter activity.
AUGGCAAUUUCGGGAUUCAGCGAGUUUGAUUGGAAAAAGAGCGAAGAUCUCUUCUUCGCUCACUCUCAUUUCACCAAAACAUUUACGACAACGAAGCUGGGAGGAAACUAUUGCAGUGACGACAACGAAGCUGAGAGGAAACCAUUCCGCAAUGACGACAACGAAGCUGAGAGGAAACCAUUUCACAGUGACGACGUUGAUAAGGAAGAAUUAGGGUUUUAUACUUUGAGCACAUUGGUAGCUGAAGAAUUAGGGUUUUAUACUCACAAACUAGUUUCUAUUGCUAUGUAUUUGGAAAUAGGUAGUAAGGGUGAUAGUAAUAAUUCUGGUGACAAUGUUGGGGAUAUUGUUGGCAUGGGAUCCGAUCUAUUUGGUUCAUAUGCAGAGGCAUCUUGUGUUGCCCUUGUUGUUGCCUCCAUCUCUUCUUUUGGGAUCGAUCAUCAGUUCACUGCCAUGUUGUUCCCUCUCAUCAUCAGUUCUGUGGGCCUCCUUGUUUGUUUGCUCACCACCUUAUUUGCAACUGACUUUUUUGAUAUCAAGCUUGUAAAGGAAAUUGAGCCAGCAUUGAAAAAACAGCUUGUUAUUUCAACAGUAUUGAUGACUAUUGGAAUUGCAAUUGUUAGUUGGAUAGCACUCCCAUCUUCCUUCACCAGCUUCGAUUUUGGAGAGCAGAAAGUUGUCAAGAACUGGCAGCUAUUCUUGUGUGUGUCUGUUGGUCUUUGGGCAGGUCUUAUCAUUGGAUUUGUUACUGAAUACUAUACCAGUAAUGCAUACAGCCCUGUACAAGAUGUUGCUGAUUCCCGCAGGACUGGUGCUGCUACCAAUGUUAUCUUCGGCCUUGCCUUGGGAUACAAGUCUGUUAUCAUUCCAAUUUUUGCCAUUGCAAUUAGUAUUUCUGUUAGUUUCAGUUUUGCUGCCAUGUAUGGUGUUGUUGUUGCCGCUCUUGGAAUGUUGAGUACCAUAGCAAUUGGAUUAGCCAUUGAUGCAUACGGUCCAAUCAGUGACAAUGCCGGAGGUAUUGGUGAGAUGGCUGGAAUGAGUCACAGAAUCCGUAAGAGAACCGAUGCUCUUGAUGCUGCAGGAAACACAACUGUUGCCAUUGGAAAGGAAAUACUACAAUUUUAUUUGGAAAUAGGUAGUAAUGGUGAUAGUAAUAAUUCUGGUGACUUAGGCUUCUCUAAAUGGACACAAGGCAUACUUGGAAAACCAGGUAUAUGGAUUCAUCUUCAUUUGUCCUCAAGAAAUUUCUCACUUGCUGAACUAGCGCAGAUGAAGUAUAUACUCCCUGAAGGUAUAGAAAUUGAAAAGGUGGUUGUUAUUGAUAAGAAGAGCUUGUGUAUGAAGCCGGAUUUGAAGAUCACCUUGGUUUUUGACGUUGUAAAAGAUCACUCUGAACAGUCUGCUGAUAUAGCUCUUGGACAAUACUUCAAUUCCAGUCUGCUGAUAUAG